Messenger RNA from Canariomyces notabilis, 889 nucleotides. RefSeq lists its product as uncharacterized. The record is from RefSeq and is a predicted model, not a curated record. Gene Ontology annotation, cellular component: cytoplasm; glycine cleavage complex; mitochondrion. Gene Ontology annotation, biological process: glycine decarboxylation via glycine cleavage system; protein lipoylation. Bases 26 to 547 code for a protein of 173 amino acids. NCBI's taxonomy places the organism in Eukaryota, Fungi, Ascomycota, Sordariomycetes, Sordariales, Chaetomiaceae. The transcript has 2 exons.
UCACAAUCUUCCCGCCCCAUCCGCAAUGGCUUCAAUUGCACGGUGCUUGAGGGUUGCCCGGCCCUCCGGUCUUUCUGCCGUUAUCAAGGGCUCUGCUUAUCGCACAAUCGCCGUCCGACCCUUCUCUGUCACGGCAGCAAAUGCGAUAAGGAGAUACACCAAGGAGCAUGAAUGGAUCGACCUCUCUGCCGACAAGAAGACGGGAAUCAUGGGCAUCAGCGAGUACGCCGCUAAGGCGCUGGGCGAUAUCGUCUACGUCGAGCUUCCUGACGAGGGCAAGGAGGUGAAUGCCGGUGACACCAUCGGCGCUGUCGAGUCUGUCAAGAGUGCGGCCGACAUCAACUCCCCCGUCUCUUGCAAAAUCACCCAGGUCAACCUCCUGUUGGAGGAGAAACCCGGCACCAUCAAUCAAGUCGCCGAGGACGACUCACACGGCGGUGGCUGGAUCGCAAAGGUGCAGCUUACCGACCAGGGCCUCAACGACUUUGAGAAGUUGAUGGAUCAGGCUGCAUAUGAAGAAUUUACCGCGACGGAGGACGAACAUUGAGAAGAUUAAACCUGGCGGAGGUGUAGAGUGACGCCAGUGCUACGGGGGGUAGCCGGGCAGGAGGAGCCGCGCUUCCAUCCAUCAUUCCAUUUUCCUCUUCGGACAGCUCAACCUGAUAGAUACAAGGGCCCUGGAUCUGUACCAUACUAUGGGCCAUUGGGACAUAACGGUGUUUGGUUUCCUUUGCGCAUCUCGAAUUCGAACAGGCGUUCACCAGGCGCGGAGAAUUACAGACCCGUGAUGCAAUCAACUGCAGGAAGCAACAAGUGGCUGGCAACGACCGCUUGUAUGAGAGAUAGAUUCAACAGGUGGGAACCCGUCGGGCCUAGGGUAAUGAUAUAG